Messenger RNA from Clonostachys rhizophaga, 1170 nucleotides. The record is from the annotation of a GenBank genome assembly. NCBI's taxonomy places the organism in Eukaryota, Fungi, Ascomycota, Sordariomycetes, Hypocreales, Bionectriaceae.
AUGUUUACAGUCAAAACAAGCCUCUUGCUCGGCAUCAGCACCCUCGUGCUGGGUCGCGAAAUUUACGUGUCUCCCACCGGCUCAGGUGAUGGCUCUGCGACCUCUCCUUACGGCUCUAUCCAGUCGGCUGUGAACGCUGCGGCCGCGGGCGACACGAUCUACUUGCGGGCUGGAACUUAUAGCCCAUCGGCCAAUAUCCAGGUCGCCAAGAGCGGCACCAGAACAUCGCCUAUCUCUGUCAAGCCAUACCAAAGUGAAAAGGUUAUCAUUAAUGGAGAGAACAUGCCAGGAACGCCAUAUGGCGUCGGUGAAAGUCUCCCAAACAAGGAACGCGGCAUUUUUCACAUUCAGAAUGCCAACUAUUGGGCUUUCUAUAAUUUGGAGUUGAUCAAUGGGCCUUACGGAAUUUAUGCCCGUGACGCUUCACACAAUUACUACGAGGGACUCUCGACUCACGAUAAUUACGAGACUGGAUUUCAGCUUGAGGGUGCAUCUGCCAACAACACCGUGUUGAAUCUCGACUCAUACCGCAAUCGAGAUCCUCGCAAGAACGGUGAAAGUGCCGACGGCUUUGCUUGCAAAGACGGAACAGGAGAGGGCAAUGUUCUCCGCAAUGCGCGUCUGUGGGAUAACGUUGACGACGGACUGGACCUUUACAUGUUUGGAUCCCCCGUCACCCUUGAAGAGGUAUAUGCCUGGGGAAAUGGCUACAAUCGUUGGGGCUUUUCUCCAUUUGAAGGAGAUGGAAAUGGCUUCAAGUUGGGCAUCACUGGCAACCCCGCGGCCAACCACAUCGUACGCAAUUCCAUCGCCUUCUCGAACUUGAAGAAGGGAUUUAUCGACAACGGAAACCCGGGAUCAAUCACAUUUGAGCGCAACACGGCGUGGAACAACGGCGACACUGGCUACGUCAUGCGAAGCUCCUCUUCCACGAUGAAAGCGAACAUCGCUGCAGUCAACGCCAACAGCCAGGUCAGCCUUGUCAGUUCGGUUUCCUCGUCCGGAAACUCUUGGGAUUCAUCCACUUCAUGGUCCAAUAGCUCAUUUAAGAGUGUUGAUGCUGGUACACUCAAAGGGUCCCGUGGAUCAAAUGGAAAGGUGCAAGGAAGCAAUUUCUUGAUUCCCACAUCUGGCGCCGCAAUCGGGGCUACAACUUUGCAGGAGGUCUAA